Molecule: messenger RNA, 2727 nt
Organism: Rotaria sp. Silwood1
Lineage: Eukaryota; Metazoa; Rotifera; Eurotatoria; Philodinida; Philodinidae
Source: the annotation of a GenBank genome assembly
AUGGCACAGGUAAGACGACAAUCUACUAAUCCAUCUCCAACACCUAGAAAAAUUCCUCCAGUGCCGGAUGCAGUACGUUUUCGAGCACCAACAUCAAGAAGUACUAGACAGACACGUAGCUUUCAUGUCAAUGGUCAACCUCCACAUCCUGGAUCACCGAUGCGAGCGGUGCAUUCAAAACAAAUCGUCAAUCAUUCACCACCUCGUAUUGCUCAAACAACAUCAGAAAUUGGUGAAUUCCAUAACUCAAAUAAUUCAAAGUAUGAUCCAUCAACUGGUUUAAAUAUUAAUUUCAAUGCUAUUAAUGAAAAUCAUGAAAAGUCAUAUAUUAUCAGUGCAUCAUUCAACUCAUUAAUUCCUCGUGAACGGCAACUACUUCUGUCAGCACCACCACCAUCACCAUCAGAAAGUUUAUAUCUAUUGCAACAAAAAAAGCGUCAACAACAGAGAUCAAAUAAUAAUGACGUCUGUACAGAAGAAUCCGUUGUCAUACCAACACUAAGUGAUGAUGAUGGACUUCCAGUAGUGUCUGUUGACAAAAAUCGUGUGCCUGUUUAUGCACGGUUUCCUUUUGAUGUCAGUUUUCUACCACGACCAAUGGAUACUAAUGUUGAAGAUAAUAUUCAUAAACUUCGUCUUCGUUUAAUUGACUCUGAACUUGAACAUCAACGUCGUAGCACGGAUGAUUAUAUUAAACGAACACGUACGUAUUUUAUUCUUGUUUGCAUUUACAAAAAAAAAGAAAGAAAACAAUUUAUUCUAACAACCAAAGAAAAACUUUUUUCAGAAGAACAACUUUUUCUCUCAUCUUCUAAAUCACCAGAACAUUAUUUACAUGAUAUCAGUUCAUCAAACAAUAUAAUUUUUCAACGAGUUAAACCAAAGAUUUUGAGUCGACAAACAUCAUAUUCACCAUUAUCUAUUGAAAUUCCGGUGCCUAUUGGUAAUUUUUCGAGAUUAUCUCGAGAUCGCAUAGGAAUGGAAAAUAAUCCUCAAGAUCAUUCAGAUAUUGAACGAGAUUUAGAAAUACGACGAAUACAAGAAUCCUUAAAUAGUGGUCGUCAAUCAAAUCAGCCAUUAAUGAUAUCAAAUUAUUCUUAUGACCCUCGAUUACAUUUACAACCUUUAAAUAAUACACUGGAAGAACGUCAAUAUUCAUCUUCUAAUAUGGAUGAUUUAAUCGAUUCAAUGGCUAGACGUCAUUUAGCUUAUCGACGACUUGAUGCAGCUAUUAGUCGUCAAAGACAGAGUCCGGGAGGUUACAAUCCAUAUUUUGAUACUUCAGGAGUUCGACGACAAGCGUCAUUUCGCAGUCAACAGCGAGAUGAUGAUAUAUUUUUCACAAAUACAGAAUCAACAAGUCAUAUUGGACAAGAUUUUAUUCGAGCAAAUUCAAAUAGUUUAAAUCAAAGGCUUCGAUCAGGAGUUGAUUAUUAUAAUCGUAUUCAACCUGAUCUUGAUGAUUUAAGUUCGAAUAAUAUGAUCCGUACGAAUUCCUAUUCGAAAUUACCUCCAAUAUCACCUGGAAUCGAUUCAAAUCGUUUGAGUCGAACUCAAAAUCUAUCAAAUUCAGCUCUUUAUCAAGCUAAACAUAACUCUCAAGGACAUCGAAAUUAUCAACAACGUUUAAAUUUUCCUGAUCAUACUGAACAUUUAAUUGAAUUACCAAGUGAUAUAUUUCUUUCAUCAAGAACAGAAUCAGAUGUAUCUGUAGAUUCCGAAGUAGACCAAUCAGAUGGUGAAAAUAAUUCAUCUAUUGUUAAUCACCAACAUAGUCAAAAUAAACAAAAAUCAGCUAAAAAAUCAGCCAAAAAAUCAGCCAAUGGUCAUCAUGGAUUUUUUACUGAAGGAAAUCCUCCACAACAACAAGAACUAAAAAAAAAUAAAUUUCAUAGACGAUUAUUUCAAAAAGCAGCUAUUGGCAUUUUGUUUAUAAAUAUUCUCAAACAUGGUGCUGCUAAAAGCCGAUUAAAUCGUCCCAGUCAAACAUUAAGUGCAACAAUACAUAAAAUUCGAUUACAAGAAAUCAUGGUUGCAUUACAUCGAGUUUAUCUUGAACCUGAUGGUCCAAUUUAUACUGCACUUAUUCAAGCUGUAAGUAGUUCAAUUGAAUUAAAAGAUGCAUUAGAUACAUCAUCGAAAUAUUAUUCUGAAGCAAUUAAUGUUAUUGGGCAAGCAUUAAAAAAUGUUAUUUCAAAAAUUGUUGAUUUUAUGCCAAAAGAUGGUGUUCUAGGUACAGCUAAAAAUUCAGCUAUAUCAACACUUAUUCAAGAUGGAAAUCCAUUUCCUGACAAUUAUUUUUGGAAAUGUGAAAAAGAUAUUCUUGAAUUUAAUAAAUCAAAAAUUAUAAAUGUAACUAAACAACGAGCAACACUUUUACUUAUCGGUAUUUUUAUUUUUCGAGCACUUGUUACAACAUUACUUAUUAAACCAAUUAAAUAUCGAUUUAUGCUUGGUGAAUUAACAACAAAUCAAGCAGCUAGUCUUAAAGUUCUUGCAUCAGUUAUUUUGUAUGUUGGUCGACGAGCAGUUAAAUCCAUUCCUCAAAUACUCACUUUGCCACAUGAAUGGGAAUCUUCAUUAUAUAGUGAUACAGAUAUUGAACCAAUUAUUCAACAGGCGGAAAUCAAAUCAAUUAUAACAACAUGUGAACUAACAUUACGUGUUUGGUGUGAAGAAUAUAUUCGUCGUAUUGAUGCAAGUUUGGGUAAAGAAUUACGAACAUGA